This is a messenger RNA of Sporisorium graminicola, 822 nucleotides long. RefSeq lists its product as uncharacterized. Gene Ontology annotation, cellular component: mitochondrial intermembrane space; mitochondrion. The transcript has a single exon. The coding region runs from base 1 to 822 and encodes 273 amino acids. The record is from RefSeq and is a predicted model, not a curated record. Lineage: Eukaryota; Fungi; Basidiomycota; Ustilaginomycetes; Ustilaginales; Ustilaginaceae.
AUGUCGACGUGGGUCUCACCUUCUUUGUCGAGGUUCAACCGCGGCACGCCCUCCACCACGUCUUCCCACGACGAUAUCUCUUCGGCGGGACCUUCGGCCUUUGCCCCGCAGUACGAGGCCGUUCAGCUCGGUUCUUCGUCCGUACUCAAACCACUCACUCCACCGAAUGUGUCCAACUUGACGCCUGCGACUUGUCUUGCGAUUGGCGAGUUCAAAGAGCUUUUGCGGCAGUAUCGCCAGCUGGAUGACGGUAUUACCACACGCCUCAAUCGGAGUUUCGCGCGUUCUCGCGCCCUGGGGCAGUCGACGUCCCCCUCGCUACUCUCCUCAUCCGGGAUGACGUCGGCAAGCUCUGCGGAUUUGGGGACAAGUACCUACGCUACGCCUGCGCCGGGUGCGUGUGCGGCGUUCUGGCGUCAACUUGUCGAUGUCUGGAUUGGACGCGAAGAGGCCGUCCGCUUCUGCAUCAAGGUUGUCGAUCAGCACUCCAACCCCCCACCACCACCCACGUCCUCAGCACCACCUUCAUCCGCAGAUCAGCUCCUAGAUGCAGACUACCACCCUUCCUCGCCAAGUCCGAAACGCGAACAGCGCUGGAGCAGAGCAGAGAACAGUGCGGAGACGCUGGCCAGGCAGCUGCACAACGAGCUCAAGGUCGAAAGCAUCAUCCGGGCGAGGAGUCUAGACGCUUUCAAAUCGAGGUGCAAGUUCUUCACCCCGUCUCCACCGGCAGGCCCAGAGGGCGAUAGGGAGAGGGCCAUGUGGUUGGGUCAGCCGACGCCCGCUGCUCAGGCAAGUGCGCAGGGUGCUAUUCGGCCCUGA